AUGAUUCAGCCAGAUAUGUCUGCGGCCAUGGGUUUAUUAUCCCAUUUGAACACUGAUGAACUCAAAGAAAUAUUAAACGACGACAACAAAUUCGAUGCAAUCCUAAAGGAUGUCGGACAGGUUAAAGAAUGGGAGGUUGAAAAGAAUACAAUAAUUGCAAGCAACAGAUCAUUGGCAGAAUUCAAUUUGGCUAAGGAACCAGAAUUAGAGAAAAUGAAGCAGCAAGUGUUAGAGAAAUCUGAGGUGGGAGAACAACUCUGCUCACAUAUAAGGGAACUGCUGGAAGAGUAUAAAUCAAAAUCAGCAGGUAUAUCGGCUGAUACAACAUUAGCUUUACUUCAGACAUCAGCUGCUGAAACUGAAGAACAAUCAGAUAACAUCGCUCAAGAUUUCCUUUCUGGAAAAAUAGAUGUGGAAAAAUUUCUAGAAGACUUUAAGCCAAUACGCACAAAGAUGCAUCUCAGAAAGUUUAAAGCUGAUAAAAUGAGUGAACUUAUUAGGAGUGGUCAAAUAUCAUAUGGAAAUGGAUAUUCAAAACCAUAUCUACCAUAUCCAAACUAUGGACCCCCGAGUGUUCCAAGUGUGCCAUAUCCAGUAGGUCCACUAAACAUGCCAAUGCCAGGUAUGUAUGGAAACCACUUUUAA
Messenger RNA from Diatraea saccharalis (sugarcane borer), 645 nucleotides. Lineage: Eukaryota; Metazoa; Arthropoda; Insecta; Lepidoptera; Crambidae. The record is from the annotation of a GenBank genome assembly.